UCCGGCGAAACCCUAGUGCCCCUCGCUCCGCAGCCAUGGAGAAGCGCGGCAGGAGGGAAGCGGAGGAGGACGAUGACGAGGAGUUCCGGCUGCCGAGGAGCCACCGGCCGGUGGAGAACCUGGACACGGAGGGGCUGGAGCAGGCGUCCGUCGACACGCAGCUCAGCUCCUCCAACGUCGGCUUCAAGCUCAUGCAGAAGAUGGGGUGGAAGGGCAAGGGGCUCGGCAAGAACGAGCAAGGUAUACUCGAGCCCAUAAAAGCUGGUAUCCGGGAUGCAAAAUUAGGAGUGGGGAAGCAAGAGCAGGAUGACUUCUUCACAUCGGAGGACAAUGUUCAGAGAAAGAGAUUAAACAUUGAACUUGAGGAGACUGAAGAGCAUGUUAAGAAACGCGAGGUCACAGCAGAACGUGAGCAGAAAAUCCGCAGUGAGGUUAAGGAGAUACAGAAGACCUUCUUUUGCAGCCUCUGUAAUAAGCAGUACAAGCUGGCAUAUGAAUUUGAGAGUCAUCUUAGCUCAUAUGACCAUAAUCAUCGGAAGAGAUUUAAGGAAAUGAAAGAAAUGCAGAACAGCAGCAACAGCAACCGUGAUGACAGGCAGAAACGUGAGCAACAGCGAGAAGAGAAGGAAAUGGCCAAAUUUGCCCAGCUGGCAGAUGCUCAUAGAAAGCAGCAGCAACUGAAGCAAGAACAGCCAGAGAUCUCGGGAGAGAAAGCCACGUCAAAGCCUGCCGCUGGCAAUCAGGAUCAGCGUCAAACGUUGAAGUUUGGCUUCUCCAAAAUGGCCCCUUCGAAGGCUCCUGUUGGCAACGUCAGCAAGAAACAGAAGAUCGCCACGAAAGUUCCUUCAGUCUUCGGAAAUGACAGCGACGAUGAAGCAUAAUCUUUAUUUGCCCUCCCAUGAUGACACACACACAAGGGGAAAUGUAUGCUUUGUAGAUUCCUGUAAGCUAUCCCUGAGAACAUUCAGUGUAUGUAAUGUCUUGCCCAUGCCGCUGGUUUGACCAGACAUGGAUAGCGGCAUCUUCGACAAUCCCAUCAACCGACAGAAACUUCAGACGUGUAUCA
Lolium rigidum is the source of this 1066-nucleotide messenger RNA. Its product is annotated as G patch domain-containing protein 8-like. Gene Ontology annotation, molecular function: nucleic acid binding. The coding region runs from base 36 to 881 and encodes 281 amino acids. NCBI's taxonomy places the organism in Eukaryota, Viridiplantae, Streptophyta, Magnoliopsida, Poales, Poaceae. The record is from RefSeq and is a predicted model, not a curated record. The transcript has 7 exons.